AUGGUGGCAUCUAGUGACAAGCUUUCUUUUUCAAUCGAUCGUUGGAAUGACGCUCUUAAAAGUGUUUGUUCGACAUUUAAUUUCAAAGAGCUAUACCCUGAACAAAAGGAGGCUUUGGAAAACUACUUUAAGGACCACCAUGUGUAUGUAAACCUACCAACAGCCUUUGGAAAGUCCCUGGUGUACCAAGCCGUGCCAAUUAUGUUUGACUCCCUAAAUCGGCGACCGAAAGGUACAAGUAUGAUCAUUAUCAUUUUGCCUUUAAAGUCGUUAAUGGAGGAGCAAGUAGCCUACCUAAACAGUUUGGGUAUAGCGGCUGUUUGUAUCACUGAUGAAGCCAACAAUCAUGUAAUGCAAGAUGUGAUACAAGGCAAAUAUUCACACAUUUAUGCUUCACCAGAGUGUAUUCUGGCAACAACCAAGUGGAGAUGUAUAUUUGCUUCCAAACUAUUUUUGGAAAAUCUAUCCGGAGUGGCAAUUGACGAAGCCCAUUGUAUCAGCCAGUG
Messenger RNA from Paramuricea clavata, 506 nucleotides. Lineage: Eukaryota; Metazoa; Cnidaria; Anthozoa; Malacalcyonacea; Plexauridae. The record is from the annotation of a GenBank genome assembly.